Molecule: messenger RNA, 1074 nt
Organism: Amphimedon queenslandica
Lineage: Eukaryota; Metazoa; Porifera; Demospongiae; Haplosclerida; Niphatidae
Product: microtubule-associated protein RP/EB family member 1-like
Exons: 3
Coding region: 20-982 (320 amino acids)
Source: RefSeq, a predicted model, not a curated record
GCAGAACAUUGAGAACAACAUGGCGUCUGCCAGGCCUUCCAGAAGUGGAGAAAGACGUGGGAAAAAGCAACAGAAAAAGGCGUUUAAAGAGUCUAACAGACCAAUUCGUCCAGAGGAAGAGGCAGGCCUUCUUUCUAGUGGAGCAGAAGACUACAACGAGCUAACACCGAGUGAAAUGGACCCGGAGCAAGCCCAGGAGACCGUGCAAAGACUUCAAAGAAAAUAUUUUCAUAAGCAUGAAGGCGAGGAAGAAGAGAGAGUUGAUGGCGAGAAGGAGCUGUCACUGAUGAUCAGUCCUAGCAAGAAGAGAGAGGAGGAAGCUGAGGAGACUGAAGGAGAGGCUAAAACUUUGAAGACUCAGACAAGAAAGCUUCGCUCUUCUAACAAGGAGAACAAAUCCAUCGUUACUUCAUCACGGAAGAAAAAGAGUGAGAAAAAGGUCACCGUUAGCCAAGAAGAAUCUAAGGAAAAAGACGAAGAGGAGAAGUCAAAAGGUGAUGCCGAAGGUGUUACACCUAAUGCUAGUACAUAUUUAGACUCGAUCCUCACUCCUGAUCAUAAGUCCACACCGUACACUAAACGUGGAUCAAUAACGAAGCGACACUCUAAUUUUGGAUUCAGUCGUUUGGUCGAGACUCUUGAUAGUCCAGAAUCGUCUUUGAAAAGUUCUCUCCCAUCGCCCUCUCACGCUAACAUCAACUCAUUUGCUUUCCCUUCUCCGUCUCAGAGUCCCUCCCCUAAAGUAACUGCCGGUUCAACUGUUACUGGAGCAACUAAGAAAGGAGGUGCUGUGAAGGCUCUUACUUUUAGUGAUGUGGAUAGUCUUUCUGUUGAUCAGAAGGAAAAGCAGAAGAAGCAUAAAGGAGCUAAGAAGAAAAGUAAAGAGCAUCAGAGUAAUGAGUUUGACGAUUUGGUGGAAUCAAUCAAUAGAGAGUUUAGAGAAAUUGAACAGUACGAGCUAAUUAUUGAUGAUAGUAAUUAACUUAGCAGACUACAAUAAAACAAUACUAAUCUAAUAAUCAAUGACUCCGUAUUACAAUCAUUGUUGUUAUUAUUAUUAUCAGCAUAAUCAUU